This is a messenger RNA of Ectocarpus sp. CCAP 1310/34, 3966 nucleotides long. Lineage: Eukaryota; Phaeophyceae; Ectocarpales; Ectocarpaceae. The record is from the annotation of a GenBank genome assembly.
AUGGCUCCGGAAGCGUUGAAUUUCGGCGGGGGUGUGCCAAACGCCCGGGAUUGGGAUGACCGCGGCGCCUUGGCGCUGGCUCCGACCGCUUCAUCACGGAGGGCAGUUGCCGCGAAGCUGGCGGCGUCCGCGGCGCGCUCGGCUGAGGCGGCGGCCAGAGCUGCUGGGACAUGGGAAUCCCCGGAUAGGGAAAGGGCGCGAAGAGGGGCGGCGGGAGCCGGUAGGCCGUACAUGAGCAGAGUCGAGCUUGCCGCGGAGGGAUCAAAGGAACUGGCCCAGUUGAGGAAAGAAGUUGAGCACUGGAAAGCAGAAACUGAAAAUGCCCGUGCGGAGGCCAACGAAGCCCGAAAGCGGCUGGAGCAUCAGGAGGAAAACGUGGCAGGCGUGCUCCAUCAGUCGGCAGAGAUGUUACCGACCUACCGUUAUGGCCUGGAUCUCACGGGCAACGGCUCGGUGAAGAAUGGGCCUAGUAGAGGACCGCCGCAGCGGCAGUUGGCAAUCUUGGAGCAUCGCAGAGAGUUAGAAAAGUCGCUUGUGGUCCGCCGAUUGCGAGAGCAGUUGUCACGAGUGACGGAACGACUGGCACAUACGGAGGAGGAACUCCUGCGCUUGAAACGGUCGUGCCAGUUCACUGCCCUCGCGGAGAUGCUUACGGCAGGGGAGGAGUACGUGAGCGAGGUGGAGCGACUGAGAGCAAAGCUCGAUGAGAAUCUCAACGGUAGCGGUGUCUCCCCUGCUAGGGCGGCAGGUCCGGUACCGUUCAUGUCACGCGUGGUGGACAUUCCAUCAGCUGUGACAGCGCCAAAGCCGAAAACACCGCAAAAAUGGGGGGCCACAAGGUCAGAGAAGGAGGAAGAGCCUGUGAGUAACGGUUCCCCCUCCGCAGCCACUGAUCCGACGGACAAGGAGGACUGCAGCUUGUCUUCGGACGGCGCAAUGUCGAUCCGACAUAACCCCCGACAAAAGGGUGCGGACCGGGAGCAAAGUCGACAGCGACCCCACAAACCCCGUCACCCUGACGACCUCCAGCAACAGCAGCACCAGCUGCAACAACACCGACAACAAGGGUACCCUCAAAGCCCCCAAACAGCGACCAGCCCGCAGGGGAGUGCUGUUCGCGAUCGGAAGGACGCCCGAGGGGGCCGACAACGACAGCGGAAUGGAGAAGUGUUUGUUAGCUCUCGGGCAAAGGCGGGGCUUCUCGGCGUCCUCGCGCCGGGAGGAAGUCGAGGGUUCAUGAAAAUCGACGGCCCGAUCGCUACGGGGUCCUCGUUGGGGAGAGAUCGCGCCAAACGAGGUGUAGAUGCGAGAGGAGCGUCCGGCACAGAAAAAGGUGGGAGGGUGGGUCUGACCACGGAAAUGGAGGUGGACGUGAUGAAGGGGCUAGUGCUGGCACAGCACCAAAGAAUCGAGAAACAACGGACGAGGAUGCAGGAGCUAGAGCGCAGCCUUAGGGACUACAGGCGAGCUACUGUGAUCGGUGGAGAGUGGCCACCACCGCCAUGGUUGAGGCAGCUGAACUCGCCGGCUUGGAAGGGCGGGCUCACCCCAUCAAGGUCGGAAGCACCCAGUGAUUGGAGAGCAAAUGGCGGUCGCUCUGUCUGCCCUUUCGGGACGAGUACUGUAUCAGCUCCGGCGGGGCUUGACCGGUUUACAGGAGCCCGCGUCGCAGCAACCGGCAAAAAUAGCGGCCACUGGAGCAAAAUCGACAACGAUGGCAGACGUACUUUCGCUUCUUCCGGUUCUGCCAGCCGAAGCGCGGUAUUUUCUCCGCAACGCCAACAACGGCAAAAAGAGAGGCGAGGAUCCGGCGGCGGCGAGGGCGGCGGCGAGGGCGGCGGCGGUAGCGGUAUCGCAAGUACAUGUCCGGUGGAAAAGAGCGACGAUUGGGCGGAGGAUUCUCGGGGCACGAGGGCAGUCUUCUCGCCGAAACGUCGGCCGACGAGUUCUUCUUGUUUUUUUUCGGUAGCGUCGAUGGCGAACGGCAGGAAUGGCAACAGGCCGAGACCAGCGACGGCGGGGGGGAAUUCCCGAGCCGAAUGGUGUCGAAUCAGAGGAAACCGUUGUGACCACAAUAUUAUCGCUACCGGCAGCGAUGGAACUGCCGGAAAGUAUCGCCCAAGGUCAGCGUCUUCGAGGCUUUACACCCCUACCGACCAGUCCGGGGAUAACCAAACAUCAAAAUGGGGGGGGAGCGGGAGUACGAGUGUAGGUAGGGACGGCACCGUAGGACAUGGUGGCGGGGGAGCCGGUGUUGGGUGGGAAGAGGAGAAAGGCGGGCUACCGCAGGGUUGGGCAGAAGCUGUUGACGAGGAGAGUGGCCACGUCUAUUACUUUUCGGAAAAGAGGUCGACCUGGGUGAAGCCUAUCGCACCUGCCAGCCCUCGGACCCCGGAUAGUAGCGAUUCAGUGGAGGCCUGUCAGGCGACGAAUGCCAUCAAUGGCGAUCGUAACGAGGCUGCUCACUCGGGGAUCCUGAGCACAGCAGCAACAGGACUCGCCGGCUCUCUCCCCCAAGCGGUAGAGGCAACAACGCCAGAAGUGGCAAUUUCAAAAAGCGAGCGAGAUAAGGCCCCCGAUGGAAUUGUGGAGGACGGUCGACUCGUUGGACGCGUUUAUGCUAAGGUUGCUUCUACGGCGGUAUUGGCAAGGCCGGUCGAUUCCACCGAUGCAGAACAGGAGGACAGCACCGAGACUAACAUCCGUCCUGACACUGGACGGAACGUUCCACCAGCAGCGAGCGGGCCAGAGAGGGCGGUUGGGGAGGGCGAGGGAGAGGGAGAGAGGGAGGAACGGCAUGGCAGUCUGCACUGCUUCUCUUCGACUAACGUACGGGGAUAUUCCAAUUGGUCGUCUGGUGUGCCUGAGAGCGCCUCGGGAUUUGACGAUGCCAUGUUGCCGAUACGCGAAAGGAGUGGAAACAGCGCCCCGUCGGACCACCGUAGGAGAGGACCUAGCUGGCCCUCCAACAAUGGCUUGGAUGGCUCGAUUCUGCCGGGUACAAGCAAAUUGCUACCGGUCGUCCAUGACACCGUCGAGGCCUUCACGUCAACGUCAUUACCGCAAAAGAUCGUGGAAGGGAAGGUAUUGGGUAGAGAAAACGGAAUCCAACCUGAAGAAGCAGAGCCAUCGAGACCCCGAGAAACCAGCAGAGUGGACAGGCUCAGCAGCGACGUUCAAGAGGAGGCAGGCUUUGCUAUCAGCAGGGCGCGAACCAAUCUUCUCCCAGAAUCGAGGGAAAAUGACGAAGGCGAUGAUGAUGUCGAGGGUUACAAGACGACGUCCAUGUGCUACCGCGCUAACUUCGGCGAUCAAUCAUCGCCGCCGAAGGUCAGCAAAACAGGGGCUCUUCCUGCCACCGAGUCAUCUCCCGAUGCCGCAGAUGAUGUGGCUACCGAUGCGUUGGUUUCGAACACGGCAAGCGCUAAAAAAAACGAGACGCCUCUGGAAAACACUCCAUGUUUGCACGACCCGAGCGUCAACGACAACAAGAAUACUGAAAACGAAACGUCGGUUGCCAUCGCGUCUGCGGAUGAUGCGGAUGCCAUCGACACAGAGACCACGAGGGUAUCGCCGGCAUCGGUUUUGGCGGCGGGGGCGGCGCCAGGGUCUCCGCUUUCGCCUGAGGAGACGGAGAGCGCGAUGGCGGCGUUGAUCGCGAAAGUUCGACCAUCGCUAGAACGCAGCCUCUCGCCCGAGGAGCCAAUGGUUGCCGCUGCUGCCGUAGACGUCGACAAUGGGGGUUAUCGCCCCGACCCGGGAUUAGGGUCAACCAUGCCGCUACUAACUGCGGGCGAUGGAGGAAACAGCGGCAACUACCCAGAAGGAGGACUGUCCGUGGGUUGGGAUGUGACCGCAAUGCAAGGAAGCACCGAUGUGGGAGGCGGUGUUGCUGGGAAUAAGUUGGAUCGGGAGGCUUCCGAGGCAGCCGCGGGGAUGUACGAGGACGACUUUGACGACGAUUGA